AGAGUCUGUGCCUGUGUGUGUGUAUGUGUGUGUGUGUGUGUACUGUAUGCACGUAUGUGUGUGAUUGUGAGUGAGGCUUGAGGAGAGAGCGACAGACCAGGAGGAGAGUGGACUCAGAGAGCAGCACAUUGUUCCCACUCAAGACACUAAUCUGGGUUUACACCAAGGAAUAACACAAAGAUAAACACUGGAGUGAACCUCAGCAAGAUGUCAGCUUAUAACUGCUCUUCGUACGCAACCGGCGAAAAGGGAGAGUGGCUCUGUCCUCCAAAAGAAAAGUGUUCCAACGUGACCCUUGGCAUGAACAGCAGCCACGUUGAUCUGGACGACGCAUGUCUGACGGAGGAAGGGUACCUCGAGAAGUACCUGGGUCCCCGUCGAUCGUCUGUGUUCUUGCCCAUCUGCCUCAUCUAUCUGGUCAUCUUCUUGGUAGGCGUCUUGGGGAAUGUGCUGACGUGCACUGUCAUCGCACGCAACAAAGUCAUGUGGACGCCGACUAACUACUACCUGUUCAGCUUGGCUGUGUCAGACCUGCUGGUGCUGCUGCUCGGGAUGCCGUUAGAGCUGUAUGAGCUGUGGCAAAACUACCCCUUUCUCCUGGGGAAGGCGGGCUGCUACUUUAAAACCUUCAUAUUCGAGACGGUCUGCUUGGCGUCCAUCCUCAACGUGACCGCUCUGAGCCUGGAACGUUACAUUGCCGUGGUGCACCCACUCCGGGCAAAGUAUGUGGUGACACGAACCCACGCCAAGCGAGUCAUUCUCACGGUGUGGGGGGUGUCGGUGUUGUGUGCUGUGCCCAACACGAGUCUGCACGGGAUCUACAUUCUCCAAAGCCGCUCCGCAGGCCCCGCUGGGAACACGAGUGUGGAGAUCGCCGACUCUGCCAUCUGCACGCUGGUGAAGCCACGCUGGAUGUACAACCUGACCAUUCAGGUGACCACCUUGCUGUUUUUCAUUCUGCCCAUGCUCACAAUCAGCGUGCUCUACAUGCUCAUCGGGCUGCAGCUGAAACAUGAGAAGAUGCGCCAAGCAAUGGAGGCAAAGUCGGGCUUUGGCCAGGACAGCUUCUGUAACAUCCGUACACAGCAGCAGAAGGCUCGUCGCCGGCAAGUCACUAAAAUGUUGUUUGUCUUGGUCGUGGUUUUUGCCAUCUGCUGGGCCCCGUUUCACACUGACCGCCUCAUGUGGAGCUUCAUCAGUGACUGGACUGACGACCACCGGGAAAUCUUCCAGUACGUGCACAUCAUCUCCGGAGUGUUCUUCUACCUCAGCUCAGCAGUCAACCCGAUCCUGUACAACCUCAUGUCCACGCGCUUCAGAGAAAUGUUCAAGGAGGUAAUGUGCCACAGGCCGCAUCACAUCACUCCGAGGAAACACUCACUCAGUGUCACACGGGUGACACUUCGCAGCACCCUGAGCGAUGCGCCGCUCGGCAACGGAGCCGGUGUUGUUGAAGCCAAGGCGGACAACGGAGAAAUGAGAACAAAAGAAGAGACCACUUUUUCAUGUUAGAGAGAAUGCUCUGGUCUGAGUCAGUGUAUCCAUCAAGUGGCAUCGACGUCCAGCUUUGAAGAGGUGUAUCAGCAAAAUCCCUAAACGUGUCUUAGCGGAAGAGUUUCCUGAAAUAGUCUGCAGUGUCGAAAUCUUAAAACACCUACAUGAACUAUUCUGAACACACCUGGGAAGUCUUUCAUACUGCCUUAAUGCUACAACUAGAAUGCCCCUUACAAUGACUCAGAUUGAACAACAGACAGCGUUUAAAUGAUGAAACUAUUUCCUGAUGGUAUAAGACACUGAAAGUUUGUCAGGUAGAGUAAGAAUAGUUUAAAAACAGGUUCCCUGCAUUUUGCCUGAUUUUGAUUGUACACUGGUGCGUAUUUAGGAGAGGACUGCACACUGAAACGACCAUGUGCACCGUGCAACAUUUUGUGGUUUUGUAGCCGCACUUGCAGCAAACGCCAUGAAUGUGUUGUCGUUUUAUUUCUAAAGGAGGCAUAAACGAAACUUUCCAACAGGCUGUCUGCUAACCUAGCUGACCUGAGACAGCACGCUAGGCAUAGCAUUAAAAAGGGACUUGGGGUUAUAAGCUGAGUUUUUCAAAAUAGUGAAUGCUUUCCUGUAAAUAACUUUGGAUGCCCGAUGUGUUUCUCCCAUUUAAAAUGUCUAAAAACAGCUUCAAGUAUUUAGGUAUGCAUAUCUGCCAUAAGCUAACAACUUUCCACCCCUAAUCGACACAAGCUUAAAUCAGAUCUGGAAAAGUGGAAUAAUUUGCCACAAUGUAACUAUAGCAGACAGGGUGAACUGCGUCAAAGUGAACACGCUUUCAUGUUUUCUGCAUCUUUGCUAAUCUUUUUACCCAAUUCCUUUUUUUGGGUUGGAAACAAAUUAAAUUGCAUCUUAUAUAUGGAAACAGAAGACUAAGGAGAGUUUUUACAAAGGCAUAAGUCCAUAGGUGGUUUGUCACUCCCUAACUUAAGACUCUACUAUUGGGCUGCUAACAGACACGAAUUGACUCUCUGGAUCCAGGAACCUGAAUUAAACAGGUGUAAACUGGAAGCUAAAUCCUGUUCUACUUCACUUUUAGCUCUGUUAACAUCAAAAAUGCCUUUUCGUCUCCACCCUUAAAAUAUGGGUUCAAUUUAGAUAUACUUUUGGACUCCAGGGAUUGUCUAAUCCGUAUUAAUAAUCAUCUCUUCCUCCCUCACGACACAGAUACAGCCUUUUCUCUGUGGGAGAGUUCAGGCUUAGUUAGGCUAAGGGACCUCUAUACUACCAAUGUCUUUGCUAGAUUCAAUGAAUUAUGAAAAAAAUGUAACCAUCCAAAAUUACUUAUUACAAUACCUCCAGGAUAGUAACUUUGUUAAAUCAAAUAGCACCUCUUUCCCACCAAAUCCCACCUAACUCAGUCACUGACUCUUACAAAGGAGACAGGCCAUGUCUCUAAAAUUUACAGCUCAGUCUCCCAUCUUACUGAGACGUCUCCUGAUAAAAUCAAAAAAGAUUGUGAAGAAGAACUUCGUAGAGUCAUAGAUGAAAGUGACUGGAACUGGGAGUUCAUUCCAAUAUCGUGGAUACAUGCAAUAGAUGUCACAUGACACCAGCCAACAUGACAUACAUGUUUUGGUCCUGAGAUUGGUGGGAGAUUACUGGACAGCGAAAACAUCUACAUGAACAUAAACAUCUUGCAGAGGCACUAAAUAUGAAGUUGGCACCAUGUGCAGAAUUAUGAAUGGUUGUUGUUUUCAGAAAACGAAAAAGUCUGUCUUUGCAAAAAGUGCUUGUACAGGAGAAAAUCCAUGUCACAGUUUGAAAUCAAAGAGCCCUUUAGGGAGAAAUGUGAACUUGGAUAAAUGCGUAAAAAAAGCAGCACCACACUGUGUGUUGGCAACAAGAAGUCGUGACACAAAAUGCUCCUGACAACAUCAGGUGUCCACACACAUCACCGUCAAUGCCUCUUGCCCUCGACCACACGUGUCAAACAUACGGCAUGCGGGCCAAAAGUGGCCCACCAGAGGGUCUAAUCAUCAGCAUGAAUUUGCAAAAUGUGAAAAUGACAUAGAAGACUG
Mugil cephalus (flathead mullet) is the source of this 3566-nucleotide messenger RNA. RefSeq names its product neuromedin U receptor 1a (gene nmur1a). NCBI's taxonomy places the organism in Eukaryota, Metazoa, Chordata, Actinopteri, Mugiliformes, Mugilidae. The record is from RefSeq and is a predicted model, not a curated record. Gene Ontology annotation, cellular component: plasma membrane. Gene Ontology annotation, molecular function: neuromedin U receptor activity. Bases 208 to 1512 code for a protein of 434 amino acids. Gene Ontology annotation, biological process: G protein-coupled receptor signaling pathway. The transcript has 3 exons.